UCGAUAGACACAGAAUGUAGAGCAACAAGAAAAUAAACAAAAUUAUGCUGAUAACAAUAUAUAAUAAUAUUAAGGAUUAAUACGGACAAGCCAAACUAUGGAACUUGGCAAGCAAAAGAAGCGACGCAAGCAGCGCAAACGAAAACAUCAGCGUAAGAAGCCAAAGGCGUCAUCUACAGCAACAGCAGCAGCAGCUGCGGCCGUGGGCGCACCACAGUUGCCCGCCGAGAUUUGGUGCAGCACGUACAAGUCCCUACUAGCGUGGCAUCAGGCACAGGUGCGCAGCGUUUGUGGCAGGCAAAUGGAGCAGGCGGAAGCUGAAAGCUGGAGUGAGAGGGAGGACGAAGAUGACGACGAGGAGGUGGAAGAAGAGGAGCUGGAGGAGCAGCAGUUGUUCGCUGACACUGACGAGGUGGAGGAAGUGGAUGAGGAAUAUCUCAAGUUUCUGGAAAUUACACUGCGGCAUCAGGAGGAAUUAAAGCGCACGCGUGCCGCAGCUGCAGCUGCAGCUGCCGUCGCAGAAACUUAACUGCCGAAACCCACCGAGAAAUUAGAUUUAAGUUUUUCAAUUCAAGAUUUUAUAUAGACAUACAAUGAAAAUUCGCUUUA
Drosophila navojoa is the source of this 609-nucleotide messenger RNA. RefSeq lists its product as uncharacterized. Lineage: Eukaryota; Metazoa; Arthropoda; Insecta; Diptera; Drosophilidae. The record is from RefSeq and is a predicted model, not a curated record.